Molecule: messenger RNA, 1984 nt
Organism: Chelonus insularis
Lineage: Eukaryota; Metazoa; Arthropoda; Insecta; Hymenoptera; Braconidae
Exons: 7
Coding region: 120-1424 (434 amino acids)
Biological process (GO): G protein-coupled receptor signaling pathway
Cellular component (GO): plasma membrane
Molecular function (GO): G protein-coupled receptor activity
Source: RefSeq, a predicted model, not a curated record
GACGCUUGCUAACACGUAUGUUAACGCUGCCGUUAAACGCUUUUGUCAUUCUUUGGUCAGUUAUUCGAUAAAUAAUCAAAGCAAUGUUUUCAUAAAUUACAUUCUUCUUUACCAUACGCAUGGCAGGCAAUGAUACGUCAACUAACGAAACCUAUUUGGGGGAUGAUUGCCCAAUACCGAUACAAGUUUUGGAUUUUAUACAUGAUUUUAACAAACCUGAUUUAGAAUUAAUUUGGCCAUGUCAAGUGAGAAGUUAUUGGAUUAAUAUUCAACCAUUUGUCCAAUUCGUUCGUAUUUUAUUAGCUUAUGUCACACCUUUUAUUAUUAUACUUGGAGUAGCACUGAACACGGUGUCAUUUAGUAUGUUGAGUACGUUAGUAUUCUGUGACUCUGGAUUAUCUUUGUAUUUACGAGCACUUGCUAUAUCGGAUAAUGGAGCGUUAAUUUUCAAUUAUGCUGUUGGAGUUGCAAGAUCUCAUUCAUCACGUGUCAAUGCCCUAUUUAUGAACAGUCAGUUUUUAUGUGGAAUGACUUCAAUAUCGAUGGAAUUCUUUCAAUUUACAUCAACUUGGCUCGUAGUAUCGUUGACUUGGGCUCGUGUUGGAGCAAUAAUGUUUCCUCUUCAAACUCGUCAUAAAGAUCAUGAUCGUUCUGCAGCUAUAACGAUUGUUAUUUUAACAUGUACUAGUUUUAUAGUCUCUCUGACAAAGUUAUAUUCCGGUGGCUAUGAAUCGGACAGUGUAUUUGAAUUUAUACCUUGUCAAAAAAUUGCUACACCAUGGGGGAGUACGAUGUAUGUUUAUAUAGCAUUUUCCACUUGGCUUCCUUCACUUUUCAUUUCUAUUGGUAACUUAUUGCUUAUUAUUCAUAUGAGAAAGUCUGAUGUAAUACGAAUCCAAUUAACUCGAACGAUUCGUACUAAACCAAAUAUAAUAAAUCGCACAAGUAGAACAUUAUUAGCAGUAUCAAUUGUUUACUUAAUUUUAUUAUUACCAAUUGGAAUUGUAGAGACUUUAGAAUUAUAUUGGGAUGUAAUAUUAAUUAGAUAUCCAUCUAGAAAUAUUGAAGAAAAUGAAGAAUAUAUAAGUUGGCUUCAAGAAAAAAUGUUAUUAAAGUGGUGUCGAGGUUUUUUUUUUCAUGUUUAUCACUGGAAUUUUGCUAUAAACUUUUUCCUCUAUUAUCUGACAGGAAAAAAAUUUAGAGAUCGUGUGUUGAAUGUUCUGAAAAGCGGUAGGAAAUCAUUAUCAUCAAUAAGUACCUCACUAAGUAAACGCUGUGGUCUGUGCUGUAAAUUAACUCGUAACUUUUUACCUUCACAAGCAUCUAAUAUUCUAUUAAUACGAGUAAUAUCUGUUGGUGAACAGAAUAUGUGCAAUAAUAUUGCAUCACAAAAUAUUAAUAGAACAAAUAGUGUCAAUAGAUAAACUAAUGUAAUUGAAGUUGAAUAUUUUUGAGUCUGUUAUAAACUUUUCCCUACAUAUUAUUCAUACUUUUAUAAACGUAAAAUUAAUAUAUUUGCAAUUAAUGAUAAGCAAAUGAGUUAAUAAAUAGACAAAUAUUCUUCUAUCACUCAGUCAAUUUAUAUUAAUGAAAUAUAUCACAUUCUACAUAAAUACAUUGUAUAAUAACAAUAAUGUUAUGCAAACAUGUUAAAUUAUUUGUCAUCAAUGUCAUAAAAAAUUGUCAGCCACAGUGUAUAAUAUCAAAUAAUCACAGAGUGGUCCCAAUAUCAUUGUAAAUUAUACUAUAAAUUUGAACAUGAAUUUUGAUUAGUUUACUUAAUCAUAUAAAGAUAUUAUUUUUAAGAAGUAUAAUAGAAAAAAAUUAUUAUGCAAAAUCAGUUGUAGGUAGAAAAAAAUAUUUACAACUGUUGUACGCCUUAAAAGAUACAAAAUUUCUAAAAUUGUGUACAUUUUCAUUAUUUUAAGUAUUCAAAUCUUUUUAUUGAUUGCUAAAAUUUAUUGUAAUGAGGAUAUUAUUUUAA